Trichoderma atroviride IMI 206040 is the source of this 1188-nucleotide messenger RNA. RefSeq lists its product as uncharacterized. Gene Ontology annotation, molecular function: 5-methyltetrahydropteroyltriglutamate-homocysteine S-methyltransferase activity; zinc ion binding. The record is from RefSeq and is a predicted model, not a curated record. Lineage: Eukaryota; Fungi; Ascomycota; Sordariomycetes; Hypocreales; Hypocreaceae.
AUGACGAGGCUCCCCUUCCACGCAGACCACAUCGGCUCUCUCAUUCGCCCAGAAUAUGUGUCCGAUGCUCAACGGCAGUUCGACGAGGGCAAAGUCUCCGCAGAGGAGCUCCUCAUCGUCCAGCAGUCCGUCAUUAAAGAAAUCGUCAAGAAACAGCAGUUGAACGGCGUAAGAGCUCUGUCCUCUGGCGAAUUCGACCGCAAGUACUACUUUUCGGGCUUCUUCGAGAAGCUCGCAGGCUUCCGUGAAGUUAGCCCCGUGCCAUGGGAGCUCACGAGGCUGUCUGCGCCGCCCAUCGCCGCGCUCAAGAAAACCGGGCAGCAGUAUCCCAUGGCCGCCAUAUGCGAGGGCAAGAUCCGCUACGAAAGCAGUCCGUAUCUCGAAAACUGGCGGCUGCUGCGCAAUGCCGUGCCCCAAGAGCAGUGGGCGGAAUGCAAGUUCACGAUGCCUCCGGCAUGUUAUUUCCACCUGAGGCUGGCUCCGGGGAAGUGCUACAGCCCUGAAGCGUACUCUAGCGAUGAGGACUUCUUUGCGGACUUGGCAGUGGCCUACCAAAAGGAGAUUCAGACAUUGUACGAUGAGGGCCUGCGGAAUCUUCAAAUCGACGACCCGACGAUGGCGUACUUCUGUUCCGAUGAGAUGCGAGAGUCGUUGCGGAACGAAGGGUCUGAUCCGGAUGAGCUGUUUGACUUAUACCUGAAGGCUCACAAUGACUGCAUUGCAAAGCGUCCGGAAGGUCUCCAUGUUGGGCUUCAUAUCUGCCGAGGCAACUUUUCCAAAUCAAUCCACUUCAGUGAAGGUUCAUACGAGAAGAUUGCCGAACGCUUCUUCACCGUCCUCAAUUACGAUACCUUCUUCCUCGAAUACGACAACGCCAGGUCCGGCGGCUUCGAGCCUCUGCGCUUCCUCCCCAAGGGCAAAAACGUCGUUCUUGGUGUAGUCACAACCAAAGACCCCGAGCUCGAAGAUGCCCAGGAGAUCAAGCAGCGGGUGCUGGAAGCCGCAAAGAUUAUUGCGGACGGUCAGCAACGCAGCGUCGAGGAGGUCAUGGAGAACAUCGGCAUCAGCCCGCAAUGCGGCUUUGCCAGCGUGGCUAUUGGUGCAGAGGGCAUGACGGAGGACAAGAUGUUUGCUAAGCUGAGGCUGGUUAAGGAUAUUGCAAAGGAGCUGUGGCCAGAUCGGCCAUAA